AUGAUGAAAAAACUCGAUCAUGUGAACAAUAAUGAUGAGGAUUUCAGAAAGAGUGCAAUGCACGCCUAUUUCAAUAAUGAUUUCAAAAAUAGUAACUUCUAUAAAUACAUGGAAAACAUGCAAAAACUCAAUAUCUACAAGUUCAACGAAACUCAAAUGUUCAAGUAUUUCGAUAAUGAUUUUGAAAACACACGAUUUUUCAAAUAUUUGGAGAGUCUCAAAAACGUCGAAGAUUUGGAUGAUGAUUUCAACAAAACCCUCAAUGAUUAUUUUAACAGUGAAUUCAGAAAUAGUAAUUUUGUUAAAUAUUUGGAUGAAUUGAAAAAAGCUGACGAUUUGCUGGAUGAAGGUUUUACAAAAAGUGUAAUGUACAACUUUUUCAAUAAAGACUUUGACAAAUUAUCAGAACCGGAACUACAAACGACUAUAGAUAUGAAAAGUUAG
This is a messenger RNA of Phaedon cochleariae (mustard beetle), 444 nucleotides long. The record is from the annotation of a GenBank genome assembly. Lineage: Eukaryota; Metazoa; Arthropoda; Insecta; Coleoptera; Chrysomelidae.